AGAGCGGGGUCCUGCGGAAGACGUUUACUAGCAAGGGCGAUUAGUGCUGUAUGCGCCGAGUAAAACGGGGAACGAGUAUCACUUUCAGAGUGAGAAUAUAUAUAGCAACUUUCUGCGCUGUUACUAGGGAAACAGGUGGGAGCAGCGAGUGAGAGCGCGAAUUGGCACAGUUCGUUCGUCUCUUUUCUCGGAGUCUCGCAGGUUGUGUGCCUGAGACACCUGACACCUGAACGUCGACCAGGUGCCUAGGUGGAAGGACGCGGCGCGGAAGAAAUUGAGCCCGAAAAUAAAAUAAAUACCUAUUAUUGGCGACGAGCUUGGAGGUCAGUAUACAUCACAGUCGCUGCGAUAUCAACCACCCGAGAUCUGUGCUCCCGGCCACCUAACAACCCCGACAGAGCAACGAGAGGAUGGGACGCCAUGAGCUGCUGCAGGGUUUCCUUGUAAUUCUUUCUGGAGUCAGCCCAGCCCAAUGGUGCCAGGCCUUCUUCCUCCUAGCGGCUGGAGGCGUAGGAGCAGUGGCAGCAAUGCCCUGUGAUGCAAAGACGCUGCUGGUUGAUUAUGGCGCCCGCAAAGCCCAGAAAUAUCCAGCUGACGGCAGGCCUCCACCUGCUCACCGUUUACGCCAGGGCCGACUGCUCUCGCUCACCGCUACGCUCACAUCCUCGACACAAGUACCACAUUCCUGGUUCAACGCCUUCUAUGUGGUGUCUGUGGCGUCUUCUGUCUUCUGGCUUGUGCAAUACCUUACCGGCGGGUCCAUAUGGCGUCUGAUUGCCUCCAGCCAGGCAGCUUCGGGGGAGCCAUCGGCUACCCUGGAGCAGGUUGGGGUGAGUUGGCUUAUGCUGUUCCUCCAAGGCGCCAGACGUGUCUUCGAGCAUGCAUUCAUCCUGCAGUCAUCCAAAUCUACCAUGUGGGUUGUUCACUGGCUUCUCGGCCUCCUUUUCUACCUCUUCAUUGGGGUAUCCAUAUGGGUCGAAGGAUCGGCGGCAACCAUGGAGGUCACAACCGCUAACAACGACAAAAUGGGGGCUCUGUGGAAAACGAUGGUCGCGUUGCCGGUUUUUCUGUACGCCUGGAUCAACCAGUACAGGUGUCACAAACACCUUGCUGGGUUGAAGAAAUAUUCAUUACCGGAAGCAGGCCUGUUUCGCCACUUCAUCUGCGCGCAUUAUACCUGCGAGUGCCUCCUAUACCUCUCGAUGACCAUCGCCGCGGCUCCACGCGGCGCCUGGUGCAACAGGACGCUCCUGUGUGCCUUGGUUUUCGUCAUAGUCAAUCUCGGAGUUACGGCAUCGGGAACCCGCAAGUGGUAUGCCGAUAAGUUCGGGGUCGGGUCCGUUGCGAAGAAGUGGAACAUGAUUCCUUUCAUUUUCUGAGCGCUUUCCGAUGCG
Messenger RNA from Canariomyces notabilis, 1394 nucleotides. RefSeq lists its product as uncharacterized. The transcript is spliced from 2 exons. Gene Ontology annotation, biological process: polyprenol catabolic process; dolichol-linked oligosaccharide biosynthetic process. Gene Ontology annotation, molecular function: 3-oxo-5-alpha-steroid 4-dehydrogenase activity. The record is from RefSeq and is a predicted model, not a curated record. NCBI's taxonomy places the organism in Eukaryota, Fungi, Ascomycota, Sordariomycetes, Sordariales, Chaetomiaceae. Gene Ontology annotation, cellular component: endoplasmic reticulum. Bases 411 to 1379 code for a protein of 322 amino acids.